Messenger RNA from Moneuplotes crassus, 399 nucleotides. The record is from the annotation of a GenBank genome assembly. Lineage: Eukaryota; Ciliophora; Spirotrichea; Euplotida; Euplotidae.
CCUUUUCAUAUAACUAAAUAUGGGAAACAACCUCUGCGUCAUCGACCAACAAAACCAAAUGGAUCAAAGCAGGAAUAUGUUUGACCAAGUAAAGAAAAGUAAGUCCUGAGGCACAUGAAAAAAUUUGAAGAAGAAAGACUCAAAUAAAUUUGACACAGUUAGUUCUUCAGAAACCCAAGAUUCCAGUAUAGUAUACGUCCUCUCAAAGCACCCAAGCCGUUUGCCUCAAAGACACCACAGUCUGGUGCCCAUGAAGGCCGCAGAGGCUGAUAAAAUGAAAGCUCUCACUCAAAAAGUCAGAAGCAUCACCAAGCGCGACUCUUCAGUAUCUCUGAACGACAUGGUGGCACAGAAGAGUCAUCACGAGGAAGCUUUCCCAAAGCUAUUAUAAGAAUAAUU